Messenger RNA from Boeremia exigua, 2453 nucleotides. RefSeq names its product fungal-specific transcription factor domain-containing protein. NCBI's taxonomy places the organism in Eukaryota, Fungi, Ascomycota, Dothideomycetes, Pleosporales, Didymellaceae. Gene Ontology annotation, biological process: DNA-templated transcription; positive regulation of transcription from RNA polymerase II promoter by galactose. The transcript has 5 exons. The coding region runs from base 155 to 2326 and encodes 723 amino acids. Gene Ontology annotation, molecular function: zinc ion binding; RNA polymerase II cis-regulatory region sequence-specific DNA binding; DNA-binding transcription factor activity, RNA polymerase II-specific. The record is from RefSeq and is a predicted model, not a curated record. Gene Ontology annotation, cellular component: nucleus.
AAGCUGUCAGGCAUCCUAUCGUUCUCUUGAUCCUACGAUGUAAAUUGCCACACCUCGCCACCGCCUACGCAUCGACAAUCAUAGUUUCGCCGGAUGAGCUCUCCAUUGAGCGUCCGAACCUGCAGUCCCAAUUUGCGGCCGUUCGUCGGUCGUGAUGGCCAACAUUACUGGGCCCCGACCUCCGAGCAGCACCACCACACGCGCAGCCAACGCGCAUCGCGUCCACAGUAGCUGCGAUCGCUGUCGGAGUAGGAAGACCAAGUGUAUCGACCCCAUCCCUGGACCGUGUCGUUAUUGUGCUCGCACAGGAGCUACAUGUACCAUUGCUACUCCGCGUAGGAGGCGGCCGUUUUAUCAUGUGACGGAAGAAGAGUACCAACUGUCCAUGAGUAUCCUGUCGCGUGUAUUCCAUGGCCAACAGCUUAACCUCGAAUCCUUGCGCAAGAUUUCGAAAGCCAUCAAAGACGGAUCGCUUGUGUUACCAACCUUGAAUGCAGAGAACUACAUUGAACCUAAUCAGUCAACGCCAGAAGAUGACGAUGACGACGAUUCCAGUGCAGAUAUCACACAUGGGUGGUCCGUUGACGGUGACAACCUACACGAGUCAUUAGGAAGUAUGAUGAAGGACUCCAAAAAUGUCUUGCGUUACGUUGGCGCACAAAGUGACAUACCUUUCAAUGGAGCUGUUACGAACCUAUGCAAGCCUCCGCAGAAAACAGACAUCAUUCCACCGGCUAAGCUUGGGGCAUACCCACCGAAAGAAAACAUUGCCGAGAAGCAUGACAUAUUCUGGCUUCCACCAAAGGAAACGUGUUUUCGCUACGUUAAGAAGUAUCGUGAAGAGGUACAUUGCAUGUAUUGGCUCUAUCCAGAAGCAAAACUCCUUCAACGGAUCGAGGACACAUACGCUUGGUAUGAGACGACGCAGACACCGUCCACUAUUAAGCGCGAGCACAAUGACACGCCAACUCCCCAUCCAAGAAAGGGCGAAGAGCCUUCAAUCUCAUGGAUCUGUUCACUAUAUGCCAUGUGUGCUAUUGGGGCAAUACCUCGGAGUACAAUUGACAACUCGCCCUCACCCGGACCAUACUCGCAUUCGGUGGCCAGGACAUCGGAGGAUUACAUGGCGCUAGUCAAGGAUCUCAAACCCAAAGUUGAAGACAGCGCAGACAUCGAUAGUAUACGCGCUUUAGCCAUAUCGGCUAUUGCUCUUGAAAAUGCACUAUCAAGGACUACAGCGUAUCUUUACAUUGGAACUUCAAUUCAGAUAGCGUGGUCACUCGGACUGCAUCGAAACCAACUGCCCAUAUCCGGAUCAGAAGAAGAGCGCGAGCGAAACCGCCGCAUAUGGUGGACAUUAACCACUCUCGACCUAGAGAUUGGUCUGCGAGGAGGCAGCCCGACUUUGAUCGACGAGAGAAUAUUAGAUAUCACGACCUCGUUACCUCUCGAACGCAUUGGACAUGAGCCGGUCAAACCGGAGUUCCUAGGAGUCUACACGCCACGCAAAUGGCUGUCAGCAUUCGUUCAACUCGGCGGCUUCAAGCGCGAGAUUAUCCGCGACAUAUACACGGAGCGACUGUCAAAAUCGAUAUCUUUCUCAAACGUGUCCGAUGUCUUGCUGCGGCUUCGCAAAUGGCAUGACAAUCUGCCAGCACAUCUCAAACUCGAGGCGUACGAGACAGCCCCAGAGUUUCACAGGCGCGCAAUAAUCGUGCUGCAUCUGCACUACUGGAGUACCAGGAUCCUCAUCACGAGGCCAUUUCUACUCUACCUCGUUCUGAAGCACACAGAGCUGGAUCACAACAGCAAGAUUGCACACGAGAAGAUGGCCAUGGCAUCUAUCGGUGCGGCACGGAAGAGUGUCGCACUUUUUCAGAACAUGAUUCGGGAUCGUACUAUCUCCAGUCUGACAACUUUUGACAGUACAACAGUCCUUCGCUGCAUUACCAUCUUCAUGUGUGCUUUCGUGUACUACCAAACGCCCGAUAUUAAGCAGGAUGCGAACGAUUGCAUGGAUAUUGCCAAAAGCAUGGAGCAGCUUGGUUUUGCAAGAAUGAUUGUAGCAGAGGUACCGCUCCACCUAAAAAACCUCCACAUGAGCUUACAGCCUGCGUCCGAGCAUUCCCAGGAGAAUCAUGUGGUCGCAAGCAGGGAGCUAUGGCCCACGCAGCAAUUGACCUCGCUGCAAAACCAGCAGGGGUUCAUGUUGGAGGUGGACGACCUCGAUGCGCUCGAUUCCCGUUCCUUGAACAUGGCGUUUGAGAUGGAUGACGUCUUCCAGCUCUCACAUCAAUAUCGGAGCUUCGAUCAAGCAUGGCAGUAAUAUCUGUAGACUAGCAAGACCGACAAGCCCUCGCGGGUGCGCAAACACGAAUCGAUUUAGACCCUUCAAAUGGCGAACGUGUUGUGCAUGCUUGAGUGUCCCCAGGAGCUCACGACCGCAAUCAACA